UCCCGUGCCGGCCCUGCAGAUGCACUCCGAGUAAAAAUCCAUGUGCGGUGAUCCCACCCACUGACAACCCGACAACCCGACUGUGAAAGACUCAAUUGGACUACCUCCCCUGCAAUGCAUGUCCCGGAGCCUACUACAACACACCUACAAGGCUGAAAGACCGGAAAUCCCCGACCCCAGCUUUAACCGACCGACCGACUGCGCAUUCGGCCCAGCGCAACACCCCCACCAGGUCCUGUCAUCCUACAGACCAGCCACCGAAGAUGACGACGCCCGGCCUGUCCUUCACGCGCCCCGUCUUCGCCAAGCUCUCCCCACAUCCCUACCUCCUCCGCAACUUGUCCCCGUCCUCCCCCGGCGCCCGACCCGCCCGCACAAACGGCCGCGCGCCCCAAGAAGCCCGCCCCGUCCACAUCAACGCCUCGUCGCUCUCCCAUGCCCACGGCAGCGCCCUCGUUCGCACGGGCGACACCACCGUCAUCUGCGGCGUGCGAGGCGAGAUCUUGCCCGUCGAGCGGAUCCCGCAGUAUCGGCCGCUCGACAUAAGGAAGCGACACCAGGAUGAAGGGGGAGAAGGCGCGGUGGAGGCUGCCGUAGGGCGCGGGGAGCUGAAGGACUACGACCUGCUGGUUCCCAACAUUGAACUCGCUACGGGGUCGGCGCCCCAGUUCCUCCCCGGCGUGCCGCCCACGCCGCUGGCGCAGACGCUCUCGACCAGGGUGUAUUCGCUGCUGCACGCAACCGGGCUGGUGGAGGCCGCGGACUUGCGGAUUUGGUAUGACCAUUCAAAGGCUAAAGGCGAAGAGAGAGAGGAUACCAACAUGGGAGAGCAAGAGGAGGAGGAGGAGCGGGUGGAAGGGAAGGAGGAGAGGGUUGUUGCAUACUGGGUGCUUUAUAUUGAUUUGUUAUUCGUGUCUUUCGACGGCAACCCUUUUGAUGCGGCCUGGGCGGCGGUUGUAGCGGCGUUGAGGGAUACAAAGUUACCGGUGGCAAGGUGGGAUCUGGACCGAGAGAUGGUGGUUUGUUCAAGGACGGAGAGCAGGAAGUUGCAUGUUAAGGGACUGCCUGUGGCGUGUAGCGCGGCUGUGUUUAUGGAGAAGGAGCAAGCCGAGGCGGGCACGGCUGUCGGGGAGGGCCGGCAUUGGAUUCUACUGGAUCCGGACCGGCUGGAGGAGAGUCUCUGUCGGGAGAUGAUCACUAUGGUGGUGGAUUGCAGCGAUGGGGAGACCAGGAUCAAGCAUAUUGAGAAGCAGGGCGGCACGGUACUUGGAAGGGAAUUGAUACGUGGCUAUGCCGGGGUUGCGGAGGGGAGGUGGAAGGAGAUUCGGGGGGCCAUGAAGUGAUUGCUUGGAGAAACCCGUGUUGAGAAGAUGGUGUUGGCUCCCACGUUAUCACAGGCCACAGGGGGUUCCCAGAAUGUCGGCACCGCGUCAAACGGACUUCAUAGGAUUUUGAAGUGCCGUAGCCUUAGAUCAACACUGAGGGACUCUGGGUCGUUG
Chaetomium strumarium is the source of this 1499-nucleotide messenger RNA. RefSeq names its product ribosomal protein S5 domain 2-type protein. Gene Ontology annotation, molecular function: mRNA 3'-UTR AU-rich region binding. Gene Ontology annotation, biological process: nuclear polyadenylation-dependent rRNA catabolic process; U5 snRNA 3'-end processing; U1 snRNA 3'-end processing. Bases 264 to 1343 code for a protein of 359 amino acids. The transcript has a single exon. NCBI's taxonomy places the organism in Eukaryota, Fungi, Ascomycota, Sordariomycetes, Sordariales, Chaetomiaceae. Gene Ontology annotation, cellular component: nuclear exosome (RNase complex); cytoplasmic exosome (RNase complex). The record is from RefSeq and is a predicted model, not a curated record.